This is a messenger RNA of Condylura cristata (star-nosed mole), 1712 nucleotides long. RefSeq names its product oxidative stress responsive serine-rich 1 (gene OSER1). Lineage: Eukaryota; Metazoa; Chordata; Mammalia; Eulipotyphla; Talpidae. Gene Ontology annotation, biological process: cellular response to hydrogen peroxide. Bases 236 to 1111 code for a protein of 291 amino acids. The record is from RefSeq and is a predicted model, not a curated record. The transcript has 4 exons.
UAGAUUCUCAGUGUUGUGCUUUAACCUGCUGCGCCACCAGGGAGGGCCGGGAAACAAGUUUUUUAAGGCCUUGAAUUUGCCUUUUCCAAGAGUUGUUUUAAAGUUUUCUUCCUUUAUAAAUUGUUUUUGCAGCAUAAUUUGGUGGAAUGAACUCUCCCCUAUCAAGCACUUACAAGAUACAUGUGGCAAGAAGUAUUAACGGGAACAUCCAUAGUAGUGUGUAAAAGCUUUCACAAUGAAAUCCGAAGCCAAGGAUGGAGAAGAGGAGAGUCUACAAACUGCUUUCAAGAAAUUAAGAGUAGAUGCAUCAGGGUCCACAGCAUCGCUGUCUGUUGGAGAAGGCACCAGUGUCAGAGCCUCUGUCAGAACAGCAGCAGAUGAUAGCAAACCUAAAGCCACGUGUGCAUCUAAAGACAGUUGGCAUGGGUCUACAAGAAAGUCUUCACGGGGAGCAGUAAGAACCCAGCGCCGCCGACGUUCUAAGUCUCCUGUCCUUCAUCCUCCAAAGUUCAUACAUUGCAGUACAAUAGCUUCUUCCAGCAGCCAGCUCAAGCACAAAAGCCAGACUGACUCUCCUGAUGGCAGCAGUGGGCUGGGAAUCUCAGCCCCUAAAGAGUUCAGUGCAGGAGAAUGCUCCACUGCCCUCGAUGCUAAUCACACAGGGGCGGUUGUUGAGCCUUUGAGAACUUCGGUUCUGAGGCUCCCGUCGGAGAGUAAGAAGGAAGACUCCUCUGAUGCUGCCCAAGUCUCCCGCGCAAGUCUCAAGGCCAAUGAUCUCUCUGACUUUCAAUCCGUUUCCCAGCUAAACCAGGGCAAGCCAUGUGCAUGCAUAGGCAAGGAGUGCCAGUGUAGGCGAUGGCACGACAUGGAGGUGUAUUCCUUUUCAGGCCUGCAGAAUGUUCCUCCGUUGGCCCCAGAACGAAGAUCCACGCUUGAGGACUACUCUCAGUCGCUCCACACCAGGAUUCUGUCUGGUUCCCCUCGCUCCUGCUCUGAGCAAGCGCGAGUCUAUGUGGAUGAUGUGACCAUUGAGGACCUGUCAGGCUACAUGGAAUAUUAUUUGUAUAUUCCCAAGAAAAUGUCCCACAUGGCAGAAAUGAUGUACACCUGAUAGCAGGAAGCUGACUAAUACGCUUUAAACCAAUGAAGGGUUGUCAGAGGUUUAGUUAAUGGCAGACCUGCGGCCACUUUGUGUGAGAAGACAGCUCCUUCUGCUCACUGUGCUUGCAAUAAAAACUUUUCUUGGCAUCUCAGUUAAUCUUCAUUCUUUAAACGUCCCCUCUGAGUUCUUAUAUACCCAUCAAAGCAAGCAGAUCAAAGAGGAAUCCCUUAUUUACAAAUGUUUCAGGGGAUGAAGAAACGAUAAACUCCUUGACUGGUAGCAGUGGGCAUUUGGUAAAAGCCUUUGUAAAAACAGUGCAUUUUUCAGAUGAGCUUAAGAUUUGGUGGCCAAGGAAAAUGAAAUGUGGUUUUGUAACUGGACUGAAAUGUGUCAUGCUGUAGUGGCCAGCCCGGGAUGUUAGAAGUGACAUCACUGGGUUAAGCCAUCUCUGAUUUAAGGCAAGAUUUAUUGUGUCUUUAAAGGUUUCUUACAUUAUUGUCAAGCCAGAGAUCUAAGGUUUAGAUUCAAUACGAAUAAACUAGCUGGCCUGCCCUGUGUUGCGUGAGAGACUCAUUAACCAUCACUCAAUAAACCCCUGCUGGCGCUGUCC